UUCGAUGUGGUGAUGCACGUUAUAUGUAGUAGUAUCUGCAACUCUGUCCCAAGCAUUUGACCUUCAUCCCCUUCCCUUUGUUUGUCCCAGCAAUGAGGAGGGAAUUCGAAUGCAGGCGUGAUCCGGCGACCAACGUCGUCGUGGUGGCGGCGCUAUUCUUCGUUGCAUGUGCGGCGCUCCUGGUGGAGGAAGCCUGCGGCGGGGAAGAGCCGGUGACGGAGCUGUCCAACGGCUUCACCGCUACGCAUUCCGCGGACGCGCCGGGAUGGUUCGAGCCUUUCCUCUACGCGACCAACGGCGUCUUUGCCCUCGGCUUCCUCCGCGUCGGCGCGUCCUCACUGGACCUCGCCGUGGUCCACCUCCCGUCGUCCUUCCCUCUCUGGCGCGCCACGCCGGCGCGCCUCGCGGACUGGUCGAGCCCGGCCACGCUCUCCUUCGACGGCCGCCUGGUCCUUGCCACCGGCCACGGGGCAGGCACCGUGCUGUGGAGCACCCUCAACCCCAUCGGCGACAACGUCAAGCUACUCAACUCCUCCGAGCUCAUCAUCCUGCUGUUCGACGAGCGCGGCACGCCGUGGCGGAGCUUCCACAGCCCGUCGGACACGCUGGUGCUGGACCAGAACUUCACCCUGUCCACGCCGCCGCUCAUCUCCGAGAACCGCCGCUUCGCGCUGCGGCUCGGCAAGACGUACAUGGCGCUGCACAUGGAGUUCUACGGCGGGCGCACGAGGCCCAUGUACUGGCAGCACACGGCCCUCAUGGCCCAGCCGGAGAACGGCACGGAGCCGCCGGUGUACGGCCGCUUGGACGGCCGGGGCUUCUUCGGGCUCUACCUCCAAGGCGGCAGCGGCAACGAGAGCGUCGACAGGAUCGCGUUCGACACCUUCCCCCGGAACCUCACCGGCGCCUUCCGGCGGAUGACGCUGGACGACGACGGAAACCUCCGCGCCUACUACUGGACCGACGGCUCCAAGGACUGGACAUCCGACUACCAGGCCAUCUCGGGGCAGUGCGAGCUGCCAACCUCCUGCGGCGCCUACGGCCUGUGCGUCCCCGGACAAGCUGCGUGCCAGUGCCUCGUCAACAGCACCACCGACGGAACUACCUCCCCGCAGUGCGCCGCCGUGGAGACCACCGACCUCUGCGGCGCAGGGCAGAUGUUCGAGGUGGUGCGGCGGAGCCGGGUGUCGCUGGCGUACAAGGAACGGGUGCCGUUUGAGACUUACAAGACCGUAGCGGAAUGCGAGGAGUCGUGCGCUGAAGAUUGCACCUGCUGGGGCGCGCUGUACAACGGCGCCAGCGGGUACUGCUACCUCAUCGGCUUCCCCGUGGAGACGGUGGUGUACGAGGCCGACGACCGGAAGGUGGGCUACUUUAAGGUCAGGAAGGCGCAGCAGAGCGCGGCGCAGGCGCGUACCAUGUCGCCCGGCGCGACCGCCGCGACGGUCGUGCUGUCGCUGGUGCUGGCCGUGGCUGGGGCGUACGUGGGGUACUGGCUGUGGGAGCGCCGGCGCCGGCGACGGGCGGGCGGUGUGGGGAUGGAGCAGGAGCUGACGCCGCGACCCUACAGAGACCUCAAGUCCAUGGACAGCUCCAACAACUCAUUCAAAUCGUGAUCGGUGCGACUGAACUUGAAGCUGAUCGAUCCAUCGGUGAGGUGCUGAGAUGCAGAGCUUGGACAAAGAGAAUUAAUGGCUGCAGCGAGCUCUGCUCCUUGCAGAAUUACAGAGCUUGCAGGAAUGAAUGGAUUGCAAGACAUUUUUUUUACGUAGGGAUGAUGAGGAUUGGCAUCCAUUGUAUAGGAGUUUUCUUUCCAUUCCUUCUGUGUUUGUGAACAUGCAUGUUCAAUCAAGGUGUAUACCUCUGUAAGUAUUAAUGGUGAAGAACACAAUACAUUCGAUGACCAGUUUUUC
Lolium perenne is the source of this 1913-nucleotide messenger RNA. RefSeq names its product PAN domain-containing protein At5g03700-like. Gene Ontology annotation, biological process: recognition of pollen. The record is from RefSeq and is a predicted model, not a curated record. Lineage: Eukaryota; Viridiplantae; Streptophyta; Magnoliopsida; Poales; Poaceae.